AUGAAGAAGAAUUACGAAAUGGAGGGUGAGGUUGAAAAUGAAGAAGAAAGGGACAUCUCCCUUCUCGGCCAGAAUUUGACCGGCCACGCACAGUUCAGGUGGGCCCCGGCCACCUCGUCCCGCCGCUGGACAACCACCGCCGACAGUCGGGGUCUAAGGAGAUCAACUUAUCGUACUCAUCCGCCGAUCUUCCGUGCUAACUUGUUUGCCUCGUCGCUAACCCACGGCGAUACCGCCGGGAAGCCACUGUUGUCAUCCUCGUCGCCUUUUAAAAGGAAGUGCGAUUGCGAGAACGCCGGCGCCUCCGGCAAGUGCAGUGGGUCGUCUUCUAGCCACUGCCACUGCUCCAAAAGAAAAAUAAAAUAA
Striga hermonthica is the source of this 366-nucleotide messenger RNA. NCBI's taxonomy places the organism in Eukaryota, Viridiplantae, Streptophyta, Magnoliopsida, Lamiales, Orobanchaceae. The record is from the annotation of a GenBank genome assembly.